Messenger RNA from Zingiber officinale, 2028 nucleotides. Its product is annotated as la-related protein 1B-like. The coding region runs from base 1262 to 1672 and encodes 136 amino acids. The record is from RefSeq and is a predicted model, not a curated record. The transcript has 9 exons. NCBI's taxonomy places the organism in Eukaryota, Viridiplantae, Streptophyta, Magnoliopsida, Zingiberales, Zingiberaceae. Gene Ontology annotation, molecular function: RNA binding.
AUCAGAAUCUCCCCAACUUCCCCGAUGAGCUCUUCUUCAUCCUGUAAGAGGAAGGCGGAAUGAAUAUGUGCUUGUCUCCUCUUCUUGGAGGACAUGAAGGGCUUAGGGCGUCGAUUAGGGAUUCCGUCGUCGCCUCCUCCUGCUCCUCCUCCUUAUCAUCUUCAUCAACAAAUCCAUCAAUUCGUCCUCACCAUCGCGGCUAACGAGCUCGGCUUCUUCCGGGUGGCGAGGAUGCAGAGGAGAGACUCUAGUCGGUUGAAGGCCAGGGAGUCGCCAACGAGGCGAGGUGCCUGUGGUUAAACCAUAAAACCCUAACAUUAUCACAUCCGCCGAUGCCAACGUACACGAUUUUCUACCACGGCAUUUGGCAAAUGCUCAAAGGAGCCAAAGGGUAAGAUCAAAUCACCAAUCCUUCUCUAUUGGCACGGUAAGCCAAGAUCUUGCCUUCUCUAGUUCCCACAGUGCCAUGACGCUCGCCCUUCCAGUCGCGCUCGGCUCUCUACCCAUCGGCGCAACCCUAGUAAGGUUCGAACAAACCUAAGCGUCGGUAGCUGCACUUGGGAUCUAGUCUCCGCCUUCCUCCUCUUCCGCCUCCGUCGACUGGGUGAAGGUCACUGACGGCGAGUUCUUCCAAACCAACUCCAGGCCGAUCAUUCUCUUCGACGAUAACACCUGUCGUGUCCUCUUCCUUUUUCCUUCUUCUCCAAUUGAAUUCCUACCCUAAUCAACCUCUGUGGCGGUGCUGGUGGCUGCAGGCGUGUGCAAUUUGUGCAACGGUGGAGUCAGAUUUGUUUGCAACAACGAUCGCAACAAGUCUCAUGGUCCUCUCCGUUUUCUUCUUUGUUUUCCCCUUUUCUCAGAUGGUAAUUUUGUCUGGUAUCCGGUCGUCAAGAGUAAUUUUUUUCCCAUUGAACUAUUUCUUCUAUGUAGAAUGAUUAGGUACGAGUUGCUUCAGAGUGAAUCCUGUAGGAAACUUCUGCAAAGAUGCGGGAGAUCAUCCGAUGAUAUUUCCAGUGUAUUACUUGUCAAAAAAGACAGGUUGUCAAUGCUAUAAAGUCCCAGCCGAAGCUUCUUAACAAAAUUGAUGAAGUGGUCUCUCAUUUCCUGAAUAUAGUGAAAACUAUGCAUGAACGAUGCAGCUCUUCUUUAGAGGUUGAUAUAAUCGCAUUGGACUUCUCCCAAAAGCUACCUUUUCGUUUGAAGAUUCCAUCUAUCAAGCUUGUUAUUCAGGUGCUCGUGGACUAUAUUUUUUCAUUUUCAGAUGCAAAGGUCACUGCUAGCUAAUGCCAUUAGGAAGAAACAGUUCUAUAAGGAAAAGAGUCAUACCGUCCAAUCUCAAUGGAUUAUAUUCUACAGCCAUGCAAGCAUUCAAGUAACUCAUCUCACAACUAAUACCUUUUGUAUGAUGUACUUAUUCAGCGUGGAUAAUCUCUGUAAGGACAUUUUUCUUCGUGGCAAGAUGGAUGAUCAAGGUUGGGCUCCCGUCUCAUUGAUUGCUACCUUUAACAUGGUCAAAAGAGUGACCACGAGCACAGCGGUGAUAUUGAAUGCUCUAAGAGAUUUGAUAGAACUUGAAAUACAGCAAAGAAAAUUAGAAGACAAGAGGAUUGGAUUAGAUAGUUACUGCCCUCGAUGGAAAAUCCAAAUGGUCAUGGUUCCACGCCUCACUUGACAUUGAACCAUGAUGAUUCAGUCAUUCACCCCAUGCAGACUCUCAGAUUAGAGGAAUCUUCCAGCCAGGCCACCAUGAGUUGUACUCAAACUAAGGUAGCACUUGAUAGGUGAUCAACAUCCUGUAGCUCCAACAACCAGCAGGGUAGAGAUCUAACUCAACUAGAAGAACUUUGCCGCAACGGUUCAUAUCAUGAAAUAGGCAGUGGCUGAAUCAUCAUGAAAUAGUCUUUUGGCUAUUGUUCAUUAGUUGUAAAUAGAGUUUAUUUGUUUAUUUGUAUUGGGAUAAAUUUUAUUUGAACAUGAGAUAUGUUUCUUCUUUUGUGAUUGUAAUUCUUGUAUAACUAACAUUUUGAA